AUGUCAUCGAAGAAAACAAACCCAAUGAGAGAGAUAAGCAUUAAGAAGCUGUCCAUUCAUAUAUGUGCACGAGAGAGCGGGCCGAAGCUCGACAGAGCAGCAAAGGUUCUUGAGCAGCUGACCGGGCAGAAGCCUGUGACCUCGAAGGCCCGAAUGACCAUCAGGAACUUUGGGAUCAGAAGAAACGAGAAGAUUGCAGUCCACGUCAAUGUAUCUGGAAAGAAGGCCUAUGAGCUUCUUAACACUGCGCUAAGGGUUAAAGAGUACGAGCUUAAGGAAAGCUGCUUCAGCAACAAUGGAUGCUUUGGAUUUGGGAUUGAAGAGCACAUUGAUCUUGGGCUGAAGUACGACCCGACGAUUGGAAUCUUUGGAAUGGACUUCUUUGUUGUUCUUUCAAGGCCUGGAGACAGAGUAUCCAAGAGAAAAAGAUGCAGAUCAAGAGUUGGAAACAAGCAGAGAGUUUAUGCAGAAGAUGCCAAGAAGUGGUUUGUCGAGAACUUCGAGGGCGUUCUAAUUGAAUAA
This is a messenger RNA of Encephalitozoon hellem ATCC 50504, 522 nucleotides long. RefSeq names its product ribosomal protein L5. The record is from RefSeq and is a predicted model, not a curated record. Gene Ontology annotation, biological process: translation. NCBI's taxonomy places the organism in Eukaryota, Fungi, Microsporidia, Unikaryonidae. The transcript is spliced from 2 exons. Gene Ontology annotation, molecular function: RNA binding; structural constituent of ribosome. Bases 1 to 522 code for a protein of 173 amino acids. Gene Ontology annotation, cellular component: cytosolic large ribosomal subunit; ribosome.